AUGUCGAGCACAUCACAGAAGCACGCGAACUUCGUAGCGGAGCCAAUGGGCGAAAAAGAGGUCAACGAGGUGGCAGGCAUCGGGCCCACCUAUGCCAAGCGAUUGCAGGAGAAGGGAUUCGAAAAGGCCUACCAGUUGCUGGCCCAGUACCUCCUCCUAGCCAAGGACGAGGAAAUGUUCAAAGAGUGGCUGAAGGACGAGAUCGAAAUGAAGGGGAAGCAUUUGAACGACUGCUCCAACUGCAUCACCGAGUGGUCCCGCGCCUUCAUGUAA
Oikopleura dioica is the source of this 273-nucleotide messenger RNA. NCBI's taxonomy places the organism in Eukaryota, Metazoa, Chordata, Appendicularia, Copelata, Oikopleuridae. The record is from the annotation of a GenBank genome assembly.